Molecule: messenger RNA, 2504 nt
Organism: Pungitius pungitius (ninespine stickleback)
Lineage: Eukaryota; Metazoa; Chordata; Actinopteri; Perciformes; Gasterosteidae
Exons: 5
Coding region: 1379-1744 (121 amino acids)
Biological process (GO): positive regulation of apoptotic process
Cellular component (GO): plasma membrane
Molecular function (GO): protein binding
Source: RefSeq, a predicted model, not a curated record
GAGAGUUUGACACAACAUCUGCAGCUUACACUGCCUCAUUACUGAUGAAUUCACUUCAGUGGAAAGUCUGCUCAUAUGGGUGUCCUUAGCUCUGCUCCAGGUCCUCUCAGACCGCUCUCCUGAAGGUUCGCCGUGACAGCAGAGCACAAAAACAUCUGUUUUAACAACAUGCCUCUUACCUAAUUGAUCCAAUGAAACCCCUUCUUGCCCCGUUCGCAUGAUGGGAGCUGUGCGCCGGGAGGUUGGUCAGCGUCUGUUUGACGUUAGCUCUUGUGGGAAAGGCGGAUCGCGUCAUGUAACACAAACCAAAAGUUCCAGCCUGCAGAGAGAAAAACAGCGCGUACGUGAGAAAAACAUCGGCAGUCGGGAACAGUUGAGUAAGGCUCCGUAAUGAAUGGGCUAGAGCGACGUUGUUUACUACACAUGUGAAUAAAUACGCAGUUUUGGCCCCGUGACCCCCGGUGCCCCCGCGCGGCCCCAGAUGUUGCAGUAACUGCUGCUCGUCAUUAGCCGAUGAGACAAUGCGGUGACAGGGGCCAACCCGAUAGGCCACGGGCUUUGUUAUUGCAUACUUGCGCGGACUACACCCAGGCCGAGGCACGAACAAAACACCACCCCGCGGCACGGAUCGCGACCCACGCGCAUGGUUCUGGGGUCUGCGCGCCACGACGGACGCGUACCUCGCGUUGACUCUAAAGGCUUUAGAAGCUGGUGUUUUUUAUUUAAUUUUUUCCGUUUAAUUUGGGUGGAGAAGGUCAUCUGACUCUGCCUCGCUCUUCCUCUGUGCACGGGACCCGGGCUCGUGCCAGAGAGUUGUGCUUUUUGGCAGCGAGCAGGGAAUGACGUCGACAGGCGUGGUAAUAACAAUGAGAACACUAUUAAGACCAGACCGCGCGGAAUCUGGCGAGAAAAAAAGAAAAAAAAAACGUGGAUGAAAACCCGGGAGGGUGUGGCCGUAAAAUAUGAAAUAUAUGCUUUUAAACUUUAAUUCCCGAGGGGGCGUUUCUUUGAACAACUUCGACUCGAAGCAAACGAGGCCACAUGCUGCGAUGGAGGAGUUUCCUGUGAGUCGCGGAGCGCGCACGGACGCGCACGGAGAAUCCGGGCAGUACAGUACAUAGGAAAUGACUCAUAGGACUCGAACUGUUCGCGUGGGCGUGUAUGUGUGCGCGCGUGUGUGUGUGUGUGUGUGCGCGCCCGCGCUAAUAAAACAGGGAUCGGACCCGCUGCGUGUGACUCACUCCGAUGCUGCGCCUCCCUCCCCACCCCCCCCCCCCCCACACCCUUCAUCCCGAACACCAGCACGGGUUGUUUCAAAUCGGAUGAACUUUCGGGAUCCGAGUGGCCGGCAGCGAGCAGCUCUCCACCCGCACGCGCCAUGGCUCCCAGCGCCCUGCGCGCGCUCUGCGCCCUCACCAUAGCGGCCGCGACGCACUUCUACGGCGUCGGCGCACAGAAAAGUCAGUGUGGGAGUUCAGAGUUCUUGAACUCGGAUCUAGGUGUGUGUCUGCCGUGCUCGUCGUGUAAGCAGUAUCCAAAGACCCCGUCGUGCAACACAUGUAAAUCCGUGGAUCAGGCGCCCGACGUGUGGAAGCUGGCGGCCAUCACCAGCUUCUCGGUGCUCGCCGUCGUGCUGGUCGGGGCGGCGCUGAUCAUCGGGGUCAUGGUGCAUCGCCGCAGGUCACACAAGCGGCCUCUGCGUGACCCCAUUGAAGAAACGGCGGGGCCACUUUACCAGGCUUAAACAUUUCAGUAGCCUCAACCGGACCCGGGGACAGAUGCGACAGAACCAAAGAGCGAGCGGUUCGGAGCGACCUCUGCGGAGGUCAAAGGAUCUCUUCACCACAAUGUGACAGUUUUCAUUUACGUGGCUGUUGGGUAGAGACGUGCAUUACAUCAGUGACAUCACUCUCAGACGCUGUGUGGCCUUCACAUCACACUUAAAUGUGAAGACCUUUGUGGUUUUACAGAUGUUUGAUCAGAAGAAGACCACAGUCCUUUUUUCAGAAAGACGUUUCCCAACAGAACUCUUGACCAAUGUGUGUGACCUCCUGCUCCUUAUGUCGGGGGGUCAAACGGGGUCCACCUGCAGGUCACUUCCCACAACAAGGCCCUUAAAGAUGAAGAUGGGAGUGAGACGUACUGUGAAUGUAUUCCAGCCUUCCAGCUCCUACAGAAAGCUCUACUGGAGAAGCUUCUGACUCUUUACUUAAUAGGACAACAAAACAAAACACCCUUUGUUCCAGGUUUUCACAAUAUUGUUUUGAUGUUACUAGAUUAUUUUUUUCCUCUCUGCCACACCCCCAGAUUUAACUGGUUACUGUCCCGCUGUGGGACACUAGAGACACGCUGACACGUGGGGACGUUGGUGUGCUGGAAGCAACUGGCCUUCAGUUCAGGACGUCCUUCGGUCGAUGACGUUUCAGGUCAUAUUUUAGAUUUGUCUGAAUUACACAGACACUCCCCCUUUUUUUAAAUACAUAUAUAUUAUUUAUUUUUAGGAA